GCAGGCCGACGGCAGUAUCACAGUCAGGAUGGUUACGCUGGAUGUUAAGACGCUUACGGUACCUGUGGGUAUUUUGAGGAUACUGGCAGUCGUUUUCACGUGCGUCACUUUCAGCUUGGUUGCAUCUGUGGGCCAUAUAGGGGUCUCAUUUUGGGCAUGGUGCAUGUUCUCUUGGUGCUUCUGUUUCUCUGUCACCCUCAUCAUUCUGGUCCUGGAGUUCACCAGCCUCAGCUCGAAGCUGCCCAUCUCCUGGGAUGAUUUUACCACCGCUUUUGCCAUGUUGGCCACCCUAAUGGUGCUCACAGCGUCCCUCCUCUACUCCAUCAUCUUCACUUGUAGUGCUUGUGGUGAACAGAUUGCGGCCUGCGUUUUCUCCUUCCUGACCUUCAUCCUCUACGCUGUCGAGGUUGGACUGACUCGGGCCAAGCCUGGUGAAAUCAGUGGGUUUCUCUCCACUGUGCCGGGCCUGCUCAAAGUUCUGGAGGCCUUCGUGGCCUGCAUCAUCUUCAUCUGUGUGGACCUUUUGCGGUACAACUUGCUUCCAGGUCUCCAGUGGUGUGUUGCUGUCUACUCCAUUUGUUUCAUUAUUUCCCUCCUCAUCAUUAUUUUAACUAUCGGCCGCCUGCUGUCCCGCUUCCCUGCACCUUUUAGCAAAGUUCUGAUCGUCUGCAAUGUGCUGGCCGUGCUAAUGUACAUCACAGUUGCCGUCAUCUGGCCUUUCUACAUCUUUAAGUUAUAUCCCAGACCAAACUCCUGCCCUGUGGUCUGCGGGUGGGAUUUGGCUGUUGUUGUCACUUUCAUGACGUAUUUCAACCUGAUUGCUUAUAUCGUUGACACAGUAUAUUCUUUCAAGUUGGUUUUCUUCACCACUCCAGCAUAAGCACAUAGUUGCAUUGAUCUGAAUAAGGAGAUUUUGUUCCUGCUGGAACUUUGCUUUUGUCAAAUUGUAACAUGUAUUCAAUAGCAUAAUUACAGUGUGAUGUCUUUGUAUUUUACACGCCUACCUGCUGAUUUCCAUUGUAUUUAAAAACAUAGUUAUAUUAUGAAUUAUGUGACUAGUUAAUUACACUUUCGGAUCUAUUUGUAACAUUCAGCUAAAAUCAUGUUGUGCAGGCUUUCUUCUAAAGGGCUGCAGCUGGUGCAUGUUGGUUUAGACACAUAUUUCAAUCCUGUGAGACUAAGUAAAUCUCCAUUCCCAGAGUUGGAUCCCAGCCCAUAAUACAUUAUGUUUACAAAGGUGUGUCAAAGUGCAAACAAACCAAAACACAUCGCAACUUUUGUUUUUGAAUUUACUUGUCCAAAGUAACUUUUUCUGAGUGGUAAAAUAAAGGACCGAUAGAGGAAGCACUAAAAACACCGAGGAGACACUGAUUAUUGUUUUUAGAUAUAUAUAUCUUCAAAGGACCUAUUAUGCAAAAUUCACUUUUUGCACAUUUUUGUACUUCCAUUUGGGUCUCUACUGCUUCUAGAAACAUCCAGCUGACUUCUUUAAAACAGGUCUGAAAGCAUAUUUGUUUACUCCAGAAUUCAAUCAAAGAAUCACGUGAACUGUUCGCUUGA
This is a messenger RNA of Poecilia latipinna (sailfin molly), 1560 nucleotides long. Its product is annotated as myeloid-associated differentiation marker homolog. Gene Ontology annotation, cellular component: membrane. The record is from RefSeq and is a predicted model, not a curated record. Lineage: Eukaryota; Metazoa; Chordata; Actinopteri; Cyprinodontiformes; Poeciliidae. Bases 29 to 880 code for a protein of 283 amino acids. The transcript is spliced from 2 exons.